AUGGCAGACUCCGCGCUUGUCGACCACUCCCCCCACCAUCCCACCAAGGCUGCACGACUCGAGACCGCUUCGAAUGUCAUUCUCAUUGACAACUACGAUUCUUUCACCUGGAACGUUUACCAAUACUUGGUUCUAGAGGGUGCGACAGUGACGGUCUUUCGCAACGAUGAGGUUUCACUUGACCAGUUGAUUGCCAAAAAGCCUACCCAGCUGGUGGUUAGCCCUGGCCCGGGCCACCCGGAGAGGGACGCCGGUAUUAGCAACGCUGCGAUCCAGCACUUUGGCGGAAAGAUACCUAUUUUUGGAGUAUGCAUGGGACAACAAUGUAUCAUACACUCGUUCGGAGGUAAAGUCGACGUUACCGGGGAGAUUCUGCACGGCAAGACAUCUGCCUUAAAACACGACGGAAAAGGUGCCUAUGAAGGUCUCCCUUCUUCGGUUGUCAUUACCAGAUAUCACUCCUUGGCAGGCACACACUCCACUGUACCUGGGUGCUUGGAAGUGAGUUCCUUUGCCGAAUUGGGUGAGGAUGCCAACAAGACUGUCAUCAUGGGCGUGCGACACAAACAGUUUGCGGUGGAAGGCGUCCAAUUUCACCCCGAGAGUAUAUUGACAGAGCAUGGCCAAACUAUGUUUAGGAACUUCCUUAAGUUAACCGCUGGGACCUGGGAGGGCAAUGGUAAGGACGUUUCUCAGGGGAGCAAUUUCGCCGCCGCGGCCCCGCCCCCGAAGACGGAUAAGAAAGUGUCAAUCUUGGAGAAGAUAUACGACCACCGAAAAGCAGCUGUUGCUAUUCAGAAGACCGUUCCGUCUCAGCGACCUUCAGACCUUCAGGCGGCCUACGAUCUCAAUGUUGCUCCACCGCAGAUCUCGUUUCCUGACCGACUUCGACAAUCCGCAUAUCCUUUGUCUUUGAUGGCAGAAAUCAAGCGCGCUUCUCCGUCGAAGGGCAUGAUAGCAGAGUAUGCAUGCGCUCCUGCGCAAGCUCGACAAUAUGCCAAGGCUGGGGCUAGUGUCAUCUCAGUGCUCACUGAGCCUGAAUGGUUCAAGGGGAGUAUCGAUGACCUACGUGCUGUGCGUGCAAGUCUGGAAGGAUUGACCCACAGGCCUGCUAUUCUGCGAAAGGAAUUUGUUUUUGAUGAAUACCAGAUCUUGGAAGCUCGCUUGGCUGGUGCAGAUACUGUACUACUCAUCGUGAAGAUGCUUGACACCGACCUAUUGACAAGACUAUAUCGCUACUCCCAAAGCCUCGGAAUGGAACCCCUUGUCGAGGUUAAUACGCCAGAAGAAAUGAAGAUAGCAGUUGAUCUUGGUUCCCAGGUCAUUGGCGUCAACAACAGGGACUUAACAAGCUUUGAGGUUGAUCUUGGAACCACCAGCCGGCUCAUGGACCAGGUACCUGAGAGCACUAUUGUCUGCGCACUUAGCGGUAUCUCCGGACCGAGAGACGUGGAAGCCUAUAAAAAGGAUGGCGUGAAAGCCAUCCUUGUUGGUGAGGCUCUUAUGCGUGCAUCGGACACUGCCGCAUUUGUGGCCGAGCUUCUGGGAGGUAACUCGAAGAAGCCCUCUCUACAAUCCCAAAAUUCUCCGCUAGUCAAAAUCUGUGGCACAAGGACCGAAGAUGGUGCUCGCACCGCUAUUGAAGCGGGCGCAGACCUGGUGGGCAUCAUUCUCGUCCAGGGCCGAAAACGCACCGUGCCCGAUGAUAUUGCUUUGCGAAUUUCGAGGGUGGUGAAUUCGACCCCACGGCCCACUCCCUACUUAAACGAUGUGCCGCAAGGCGAAACCGACUCAACUUCUGUUGACUAUUUCGAUCACUCUGCUCACACUUUACGACACCCGACUCGUGCUUUGCUAGUGGGCGUCUUUCUCAACCAGCCAUUAUCAUAUGUUUUGGCUCAACAGCAAAAGCUGGGGCUUGACAUCGUACAGCUGCACGGCUCUGAGCCACUCGAAUGGUCUAGGUUGAUCCCAGUUCCCGUCAUUCGCAAGUUCGGCCUUGACGAUUUCGGAAUCGCUCGGAGAGCAUACCACACGUUGCCGUUGCUUGAUUCUGGAGCAGGAGGCUCUGGGGAAAUCUUAGAUCAAUCCCGCGUUAAACAGAUCCUAGAAUCUGAUGACGGAUUGCGGGUUAUUUUAGCAGGUGGCUUAGAUCCAAAUAAUGUUACUGACAUCAUCCAACAGCUCAGCGAGUUAAGGCAUAAGGUGGUUGGCGUGGAUGUCAGCUCAGGUGUCGAGUCAAAUGGCGCUCAGGACCUGGACAAAAUCCGCGCCUUUGUCCAAGCAGUGAAAGGUCUUUCGCAGUGA
Molecule: messenger RNA, 2307 nt
Organism: Aspergillus puulaauensis
Lineage: Eukaryota; Fungi; Ascomycota; Eurotiomycetes; Eurotiales; Aspergillaceae
Gene: TRP1
Product: bifunctional anthranilate synthase/indole-3-glycerol-phosphate synthase
Exons: 1
Coding region: 1-2307 (768 amino acids)
Biological process (GO): L-tryptophan biosynthetic process
Cellular component (GO): cytosol
Molecular function (GO): indole-3-glycerol-phosphate synthase activity; anthranilate synthase activity; phosphoribosylanthranilate isomerase activity
Source: RefSeq, a predicted model, not a curated record